Molecule: messenger RNA, 441 nt
Organism: Bipolaris sorokiniana ND90Pr
Lineage: Eukaryota; Fungi; Ascomycota; Dothideomycetes; Pleosporales; Pleosporaceae
Exons: 1
Coding region: 1-441 (146 amino acids)
Molecular function (GO): iron ion binding; monooxygenase activity; oxidoreductase activity, acting on paired donors, with incorporation or reduction of molecular oxygen
Source: RefSeq, a predicted model, not a curated record
AUGAACGAUCUUGAGCAACAAGGUCGUGGCGAUUUUCUUAAUGAUAUGGUUCAAAAGCGCAAACAACCAAGUGGUCUGAACGAUUUGGAGACCAUUGUCAACGCGGACAUCCUCAUAGGUGCUGGUGCUGAGACAUCUGCUAUCAGAAUGACUAGGACCUUGUUUUGGCUUCUCAGAAGUCCAAAAGUCAUAGCAAAAGCUCAAGAAGAGGUCAGAUCAAAGUUCUCUAGCCAAUAUAAGGUCAACUUCGUCACAUCGACGUCCGAAUUACCUUUCAUGGUAUCCCCUUUCACAGAAGCGAUGUGGCGCCACCCACCCUUGCCGAUCACACUCCCAAGAAAGACUCCCGAGAACCAACGAACCAUAAUACGUGACAAUGAAUUGCCACCCAACAUGAGAACCUACUACGCUCGUUCCGUUCACACGUAUACUGACUCGUGA